Messenger RNA from Strongyloides ratti, 1749 nucleotides. RefSeq names its product Acetylcholinesterase. Gene Ontology annotation, biological process: choline metabolic process; acetylcholine catabolic process. The coding region runs from base 1 to 1749 and encodes 582 amino acids. Gene Ontology annotation, molecular function: acetylcholinesterase activity. Gene Ontology annotation, cellular component: plasma membrane. NCBI's taxonomy places the organism in Eukaryota, Metazoa, Nematoda, Chromadorea, Rhabditida, Strongyloididae. The record is from RefSeq and is a predicted model, not a curated record. The transcript is spliced from 2 exons.
AUGUUUUUUUUAAUUAUCAUUUUAUAUAUUUUACCACAAAGUUUAUGUAAAAUUAUUGAUAAAGUAGAAACACCUUAUGGUAAUAUAAGUGGAACUGAAAUUAAUGUAUUAGGAGAAAAAAUAACAGAAUAUCUAGGAGUUCCAUAUGCUUAUCCUCCAAAAAAUAAUUAUCGAUUUAAAAAACCAGUUGAAUUAAAAAAACCCUCAUGGAAUGGUACUUAUAAUGCAAUUACAUUAGCAAAUGCUUGUCCACAAAUUGUUAGAUUUAUGAAUUUUAGUGGAUAUGAUGCAUCAAAUCCAAAAAAUGCUACAAAUGAAGAAUGUCUUCAAUUUAAUAUGUGGGUUCCAAAAGGUAAAAAUUUACCUGUCUUAGUAUUUUUCCAUGGUGGUAGUUGGACAUUGAGAACAGCUUCUGUAGAUAAAUUUAAUGGUUCUGUUCUAGCUUUAAAAACAAAAUCAAUAGUUGUUACACCAAAUUUUAGAUUGGGUUUUUUUGGUUUUGCUUAUUUAGGUAAUGGAUCAAAAAUUUCAGGAAACAUGGGAUUAUUGGAUCAACAAAUGAUGUUGAAAUGGAUAAAUAUGGCAAUUGAACCAUUUGGUGGAGACAAAAAUAAAGUAACAAUAUUCGGGACAAGUUCUGGUGCUUCAUCUGUUGCAGCACAUUUAUUUUCUGAAGCUAGUAAACCAUACUUUAUUAGAGGAAUUAUGAGUUCAGGAACGAUAACACAUUUUAUGAGUACAAUAUCUCCUAAAUUGGCAGAAGCAAAUACAAGAAAUGUUUCAACACAGUUAGGAUGUAAUGGUGAUGAUAAUAAAAUAUUGGAAUGUUUACAAAGUAAAAGUGUUAAUGAAUUGUUGAUUGCUGCAAGUAAAGCUAAACAACCAACUCAACCACCAAUACCAUUUUCAUUCAUACCUAUUAACUGUGAUGACGUUUUUUUUAAAGGAUGUAUAAAUGAUAAGAUAAUAAAAGAAAGUUAUAAUAAAGAUGUUGAUCUUAUAUUUGGAAAAACUAAAGAUGAAGCAACAUUUUUUAUGGCAACUGGUUUUACUAACAAUACUAUCUUUAAUUGCCAUUUUUAUCCAUUAAAAUCUAUUUCAGAUUUUGAAAAUGGUUGUAUUAUGAAUAAAACUAAUUUUGAAAAUUUGGUAAAUCUUGGAGGUAAAUUAUUACUUUUUGGAAAAAAUGAAAUACAUGAAUUAUAUAACAUUUACGAUAAACUUUCUUAUUUGACAUAUACUGAAAAAUCAAUAAGAAUUCUAUCUGAUUUUAUAUUUAAUUGUGAUUUAUCUGCUUUUGCUACAAAAUACUCCAAUUCAUCUUCAAAAAAUGUAUAUUUUUACACAUACACAAAAAGAUCACCAAUAAAUGUAUGGCCAAAAUGGACAGGAGCAAUGCAUGGAGAUGAUUUAAUUGAUAUAUUUGGUAUUCCAUUUAGACAUCCUGAGAAAUAUGAUGAAAAAAUAUUAGAAAAAGAAAAAUCUUACUCUGAUAAUGUUAUGUGGACAAUAGGAAAUUUUACAAGUACCGGUAAUCCCUCAUUAUAUUGGGAAAAAUAUACUCCUAAUAAUACAAAAUCUCUUGAUUUUAAUGGAAAAUUAGAUUUAAGUAAAACAUCAAAACAUGUUGAUGCUAUUCCUUCUACUUGUAUUGAAAUUAGCAAAAUUAUAAAAAAAUUGAUAACGGUAAAUUUUAAGGUAAAAACAACAUUAUUAUCAAUUGAAACAACUACAACAUCAUUAAAUUAA